CACUCCACUCCCACUUGUGAUUCCGACUUCAAGAGUUAAGGUUUCGCUGGGUCGGAGCUAAAAUUCUAUGUUCUUGGAACUAUUAAUUCAAAGGUUGCUGCUUUGGGAGCCAAUCUGUCAUCCGUCGAUAGACUGAUCCUACAGCGAAGUUUACAAACCAACUACGUCUUGAACAUCCGACAUCAAGCCCAAGGUACACAUCAAGGUCAUCAAGGACAUCAAGAACAUCAAGGACAUCAAUGUUUGAAGUAUCAAGCCCUUUCUUUAAGAAGUUGUGAACUACCAAAAGUUACAGUGCCUAACUAGUUGUGACAUUUAUAAGCCAACUACUCUAUUCACAGUGACACAUCAUUAGUUGUGAACUACGAACAGUUACAAUGCUUAACUAGUUGUGGCAUUUACCAACUACUCUGACUAUAGUGAAAAUAGAUAGAUAGUUACACACAAGGUUUGAAGUAGCAAGUCUUUUUUUCUUCAAGAAGUUGUGAACUACCAACAGUUACAGUGCUAAACUAGUUGUGGACUUUAUAAGCCAACUACCCUGUUGAUAGUGCAUUAGGUUUGUAGUGACAAGUUUUUUCUUCAAAUAUGAGAAUGAGGCAGCGUGACCUCGAACGACGCAGGAGAAGACAAUCUGUUGAUCCGUGGCGUCAUCGUACUAGAAAUGUGAUAUUUGGGUCCCCUCGUCGAAUCUCUGUGUGUGAUAUUGUGUUUCCAUUGGGGUUUUAUAACUUUAUGCUGGCAUUUAUGAAUCCAACUGUACAGACAAAUUCCCCGGCAUCUAUUGUGGAUUCUCAUUCACCAAUGUGGAAUAGUCCCUGUCCUGAAGAAAAUAUGGAAAUCCAUCCUUCUAGCCCAUCCAUCCCGGAAGGUCGGAAGCAGAAAAAGAGACAACAUGACCUCGAACAACAAGGGAGAAGACAAUCUGUUGAUUCAUCCCCACGGCAUAGUGGUAGAAAUGUGCCAUUCGGGCCACCAAGUCAAAUCUCCACUAGUGAUUUGUUUCCCGAAGACGUUCAUAACUCUACGCUACCAUCUUUGAAUCCAACUGUACAGACAAAUUCCCCGGCAUCUAUUGUGGAUUCCCAUUCUCAAAUUUUGAAUAGUCCAUGUGCAGAUGAUAAUAUUGAAAUAUCAACAACACCAUCUGACCCGCAAGUUUGGGAGCAGAGAAAGAUACAGCGUAACCUCGAACAGCUCAAGAGAAGACAAUCUGUUGAUGCGUGCGGGCAUGGUGCUAGAAAUAUGUCAUUCGAGCCACCAAGUCAAAUCUCCACUGGUACCGGUAAUGUUGUGUUUCCUGAAGAUAACUCUAAACUACUACCAUCUAUAAAUCCAACUAUACAGGCGAAUUCCCUAUCUAUUGUGGAUUCCCAUUCUCAAAUUUUGAAUAGUCCAUGUGCAGAAGAUAAUAUUGAAAUAUCAUCAGUCCCUUCCGACCUGGAGGUUUGGGAGCAGAGAAAGAUUCAGCGUAACUUUGAAGAACGCAGGAGAAGUCAAUUGGUUAAUCCUUGGGGUCAUCGCACUAUAAAUGUGUCUUUCGAGCCUCCACGUGCAAUCUCCCGUGGUUAUGGUGGGUCUCCUGUAGAUUAUGGAGAUCCCCAUUCACCAAUCAGGAAUAGUCCUAACCCAUCAUCAAUCCCCAGAUCGCACAGUAACAUAGACUUCAUUGGUGGCUUACCUCCUGUUCCUUCGCCCACUCAUAGCGAGAUUUUGUCCAUGGCAACAGAAUUUUCAAAAGAAUGGCUCAUGAUAUCACCAAUACAUUCCCCUGCUGACCAUCAAGAGGAGCCUGAAGAUAUUGAUUUACCUCCUCACAACCAAGUUGCUGCUUCACCUCCACACAUUGAGCUAAACAUAAACAUAAUUGUUGGUGUUCAAGAAGAUAAUCAUGUCCAGGAUGAAAAUCCCAUACGCCUCAGAAUUCGAAGUGUGCCAGAAAUAAAUCGUCUCUCAGAAGAUGAGCUUCGCUAGACUUAACUGAAGAGCAGACUUCACUAGAGAUGACAAAUGAUCGAAAUAUCGUAGUUGAGAUUGACUACCACUCACUGUGCUGACAUGCAAUGCCGAAAUAAGAAACGUGGUUUAAGUGAGCAUUGUAUUUUAUGAGAAGAAAGCUUUCUUCCUACAACAUUCGCUACCACUCACUAGUGCUGACAUGCAAUGCCGAAAUAAGAAACGUGGUUUAAGUGAGCAUUGUAUUUUAUGAGAAGAAAGCUUUCUUCCUACAACAUUCGCUUACCACUCACUAGUGCUGACAUGCAAUGCCGAAAUAACAAAUGUGGUUUAAGUGAGCAUUGUAUUUUAUGAGAAGAAAGCUUUCUUCCUACAACAUUCGCUUACCACUCACUAGUGCUGACAUGCAAUGCCGAAAUAAGAAACGUGGUUUAAGUGAGCAUUGUAUUUUAUAAGAAGAAAGCUUUCUUCCUACAACAUUCGCUACCACUCACUAGUGCUGACAUGCAAUGCCGAAAUAAGAAACGUGGUUUAAGUGAGCAUUGUAUUUUAUAAGAAGAAAGCUUUCUUCCUACAACAUUCGCUACCACUCACUAGUGCUGACAUGCAAUGCCGAAAUAACAAAAUGUGGUUUUAGUGAGCAUUGUAUUUUCUUCAAAGUCUAGUUAUCAGAGGUGUUCAUCCCCCUAAGGUCAGGUUCGCAAAUUUUAAUUGUGUGGGUCCAAGGGUAAAUAAGAUGUAUGCAUUAAAAAAAAAAAAAAAUACAAUCAAGGCGUACUCAUAAAACAAUUAAUAUAUUUAAACAAAAAUAAAAUCCCCCCUCCUCCUCUGAGCACCUCUGCUAGUUUGUAUAUAGUCAUUUAUGAUUGUAGUAAUUAAUUAUUUACUAUUACUAUUAUUAUUGUUGUUAUAUUAUUAUUAUUUUUUACUACCUAUAUUAUUAUAUUUUCUUCAAACUUCCAUAUACACUUGUGGUUGUAGCGUUGGGUUGUAGUGGUUGUAGUAAGCCAUGUCAUAACAUAAAAAUCAAUACAUUUCAUGUGUGCACUUUAAAGGACCAAACUGUGUAUACAAAUUUGCAUUUAAUAUUUGUUUUCAAUUACCUGUAAUUUGUAUUUUUAAUUUAAUAAAAACCUUUUUUUACUUUUGAA
Messenger RNA from Macrosteles quadrilineatus (aster leafhopper), 3107 nucleotides. RefSeq lists its product as uncharacterized. The transcript is spliced from 3 exons. The record is from RefSeq and is a predicted model, not a curated record. Bases 589 to 1974 code for a protein of 461 amino acids. Lineage: Eukaryota; Metazoa; Arthropoda; Insecta; Hemiptera; Cicadellidae.